Necator americanus (New World hookworm) is the source of this 543-nucleotide messenger RNA. RefSeq lists its product as uncharacterized. NCBI's taxonomy places the organism in Eukaryota, Metazoa, Nematoda, Chromadorea, Rhabditida, Ancylostomatidae. Bases 1 to 543 code for a protein of 180 amino acids. The transcript is spliced from 5 exons. The record is from RefSeq and is a predicted model, not a curated record.
AUGACUAGCACAUCACAUAGCGAGGUCGACGGCACUACAGAGACAUGCAUCAUCGAUCUGGCUCGAAGAUUGAUCUCCAGCCAAUCUGGCAAGAAUCUUGUCUCUUCCUUCGAGACUCGAACGACCAGCCAGCAGGUACACAAUGACACAUUUUACCUACCGGUCUACCUAUGUGAAACUGUACAGUUGUUCUCAUCAAGAAUGCAACCUGUACGGAUUGAUGCCUUCCAGUAUAGAUGCUAUCGUAUUGCCAUAUGUGAUGAUGAUGCUUGGCGAAGCGCAAGUUUGGCUGAUUACCGGUCGGUGGGUCGGCCUUACGACCAGUCCUAUGCUCCCACCACUGGAACCCCCUCAACUAUGUCAAUCGAUGAACAACGUGUUAAAAGAUUUUUUCGUGGAGAAAAGCGAAAAGCGGAAAAGGCCGUAAAUGUGGCAAAAAAAGAUAUCAAAAGGACCGUGAAUGAUGUAGAAAAUGUUUUUCGACCGCCUUGGUAUAGACGAAUGUGGGAUCGGAUAAAACGCCCGUUCACAAGACGACAAUGA